Phymastichus coffea is the source of this 2272-nucleotide messenger RNA. RefSeq lists its product as uncharacterized. The coding region runs from base 1 to 2268 and encodes 755 amino acids. NCBI's taxonomy places the organism in Eukaryota, Metazoa, Arthropoda, Insecta, Hymenoptera, Eulophidae. The transcript has 15 exons. The record is from RefSeq and is a predicted model, not a curated record.
AUGGACAUUAUUAUCAAUAAUCUUGUCAGAUAUGCUCUUAUUAAAACUUUUCCAUAUUUCAGAUUUCCAGGUGAAACGAUUUUACAACAAAAAUGGGUGGAGGCAAUUGGAAUGAAAUCAUCUGUAACCCAAUAUACAAAGCUGUGCAGUGAUCAUUUUGACAAGGAUGCUUUUGUGGAAAAUAAUCAAUACACCAAAAAGAGACGUUUACUGCCAACUGCAGUUCCUUCUAGAUUAUUGAGCAAGAAUAAAAUUUUGUGUGAAGCUGAAAAUGUGUCUAGAAAUGCAAUUUCUAAAGAUAAAAAGCAACUUCAAGAUUCUGAACCAAGUGAUACUCUCGUCAAUUUGAAAAGGAGGUUACCGUAUACUGAUAAUUUAAAUGAGACACCAAGUAAAAAAUGCAGAGAUUCUGAGCCAAGUGCUAUUCGUGUAAAUUUGAAAAGGAGUUUAUGCGGUACUGAAAAUUCAAACGAGAUACCAAGCAAAAACCUGUGCUCUAAUAAUGAUUUGGAAUCAAGCUCGGUUGAAAAUGUCAACGUCGUCGAGUCGGAAAAAAAUUGUACAGAUUCGAAAAGACGCCAAGCUGCUCCUAUAGAUAUUUCGCAUAUUUCUUCAACAACAAAAAUUCGUUUUUUCGAUGGACCACAACCUGUUCAUAUAUCGAGGGAACAUUUUAAAACAGAUGAGGGAUGGACACUAUUCUUGAAAUAUCAUUUAUCCAAUAGAAGACAGAAAGAUACACUUCGUAAGAGAGACGCAGGGAAAAAUAUUAAAAUUGGCAAUAUUAAAGAACUCGUUACAAAAUUAAAAGAAGAAAAUGCUACAGCUGCAGUCGACUACCUACAGGAUCCCAAAGCACUGGUUUUGCAAGCUCAAAAAGAAGCAGCAAACAACAUCUUGCGAAAGAAGAAUGAAAAUGAAAGUUUGAAUGCAUUCAUGGGAAAAAGAAAACGACUAAGCAAUGCAGUCGAUAAAAUAAAAAAGUUGAAAUCUGGAGAAAGUGGCCAAACAAAACCAUGCUGUGUUAUAAAACAUGUGGAAGAAUUUGAAGGUUCCGAUCAAGAACCAGCCUUGCUGGCAGAAAAGUCCACACAUAUGGAAAAGGAAAAUCAACAAAAUAAUGCUUCUAACACACUAUCUCCUCAGUCAAAACGUGCUAAUGAUAAAGCUGAUUUCAUGGCAGCGUUUACUCUUAUGAAAUCAUGUCAAGGCCAAUUCAGUCUUGAACCUGAAGAUGAUGACGUAUCGUCAGCGUCAUCAUCCUCGUCAAGAAAUGCAAGGGAUCAUCAUUUGAUAGGAAACAAAGGAGGCAAUCAUCACAGAACCAAAAAAUCUUUAUCCGAGGCUAUUUAUAUGAGUGAAAGCAGACGUUCGGCAAAUGAUCAAUAUGAGCUUCCUCAAAAUGAUCAGAUGGAUAACGCAUCGUCAACAUCAUCGUCCUUGUCAAGAAAUCCAAUGAAUCCUCAUUUGAUAGAAAAUCGAGAAGACCAUCAUCAAAGCGUCAACAGACCUUUACCAGAAGCCAUUCUUAUGAGCCACAGCAGACGUCCAUCAAAUUAUCAGUAUCAGCUUCCUCCAAAUGAUCAGAUGGAUAACGCAUCGUCAACAUCAUCGUCCUUGUCAAGAAAUCCAAUGAAUCCUCAUUUGAUAGAAAAUCGAGAAGACCAUCAUCAAAGAGUCAACAGACCUUUACCAGAAGCCAUUCUUAUGAGCCACAGCAGACGUCCAUCAAAUUAUCAGUAUCAGCUUCCUCCAAAAAAAGUUGAAUUGGAAACAGAGCAAAAAAUUUAUGACAAAGUGAACGAUGGAAAUCAAGUAUACUUAGGAUUAGAUGUAUAUGUGGAUGAAGAUGUAUGGGCUAGAGUCAAUCGUAAAAAAAAGAGGCCAACCAUGUGGCUCAGAGAUGUAGCCGAAAUGAUUUGGAAGCCAGAGAAUUUGGUAAUGAGAGCAUUCGAUGUCAAAUUAUGCACAGCAGAAACUCCUGGCAAAGAAAAUGAAAAUCGAUUACCCUUUGAAGAAGACAAAUGGCAACUUAUGAUACAAUUAUAUACGAAGUAUUUGAAUGAUUUGCACAAUGAGAAUCCAAGAGUCAAUGUCAAAGCUUACUUGAGUACUGCCAGCGAAACGAUAAGUUCGAAGAUACAAGAUUUAAGAGCUUUAUUACGUAGGAAAGCAGAAAAUAAACUGCUGGCAGAAAAGGGAAUUAUACGUGCUAAAAAGAAAGCUCGAAGAGCUUACUGUUAUAUAGAUCAUCACGAAGAAUCUUAGGUAC